Beta vulgaris subsp. vulgaris (sugar beet) is the source of this 1688-nucleotide messenger RNA. RefSeq names its product protoheme IX farnesyltransferase, mitochondrial. Gene Ontology annotation, biological process: heme biosynthetic process. Lineage: Eukaryota; Viridiplantae; Streptophyta; Magnoliopsida; Caryophyllales; Amaranthaceae. Gene Ontology annotation, cellular component: membrane; mitochondrion. Bases 162 to 1460 code for a protein of 432 amino acids. Gene Ontology annotation, molecular function: protoheme IX farnesyltransferase activity. The record is from RefSeq and is a predicted model, not a curated record. The transcript has 7 exons.
AUCCAGUUUAACAAUAAUGGAGAAUAAACGAAAAGAAGAAAGGUAUUUCUCCCUCUAGUCUCUUCACUGGUUUCCGUCUUCGCGGCCACCUGCACCAUCAAUAAAAGCACCACCAAUAAAAGCACCUCUGAAACCCCCAAUUCCCAUAACUUCUCUCCACCAUGUGGCGAACUUCCCUUUCUCUCUAUUCAAAAAGACUCAAUUCUCUCUCUUCUAAACUCAAUCCUUACCCUAAUUCUCCAUUCUUCCACUUCAAUGGCGGAUUAAGCUCUUCCUCUCACCUCUACUCAUCCGUAAUCCCUAAACCAUCUCACUCCAUCAAGCUCGGAUUAGGGUUUCAUCGUCUUUCUCAAUUAUCCAUCGAUUCUUCGUCUUCUCUUUCGCGCGAUCUUGUUGCUGCCGUUUCGCAUUAUGGUGGCUGUUAUUGGGAGCUUUCUAAAGCCAGAUUAAGCUUGCUAGUAGUUGCAACUUCUGGAACUGGGUACGUUCUUGGCAGUGGUCAGAUCAUUGAUCUUGCUGGCCUUUGCUGGACUUGUGCUGGUACAAUGAUGGUUGCAGCAUCUGCUAACUCUUUAAAUCAGGUGUUUGAAAUAAAGAAUGAUGCUAAAAUGAAGAGAACAAUGCAAAGACCAUUACCUUCAGGGCGUUUGACUUCAGGGCAUGCAUUGGCUUGGGCUUCUACGGUUGGGCUUGCAGGCACUGGUUUAUUAGCAUACCAGGCUAAUGCCUUGGCGGCUGGACUAGCAGCGUCUAAUCUUCUUCUGUAUGCAUUUGUUUAUACUCCAAUGAAGCAAUUACACCCAGUAAAUACAUGGGUUGGAGCUGUGGUUGGCGCUAUUCCACCACUUCUUGGGUGGGCUGCUGCUUCUGGUGGGGUUUCUCUUAAUGGGAUGAUUCUCCCUGCUGCGCUGUACUUUUGGCAAAUUCCCCAUUUUAUGGCUCUUGCAUACUUGUGCCGUGACGAUUAUGCUGCAGGAGGGUAUAAGAUGAUUUCUCUUACUGAUAUCUCUGGUCGAAAGACUGCCUUAGUUGCACUGAGGAAUUGUCUGUAUCUGAUCCCUGUGGGUUACUUGGCAUAUCAAUGGGGUUUAACGUCUGGUUGGUUUUGCCUCGAGUCAUCAUUGCUUACUCUAGCAAUCGGUGGGACAGCAAUGUCCUUCUAUCUUAACAGAUCAACAAAGAAUGCUAGGAGAAUGUUCCUUGCCAGCCUUGUCUAUCUUCCCGUAUUCAUGUCAGGACUUAUGUUUCACCGUCUGCAUGAUAAUUGGCAGAAUUAUAUGCAGGAUGAUUCAACCACAGCAACUGUUUCAUCAUCAAGGUCUAUGCAAGAGAGCGAGUAUACUGAGAGUGAAAAGCCAUUUAAAAAUCCGGCUACUGGUAAACAAGUGCGGUCACCUGUCGCUUAUGCCUCCGUUGCACCAUUUCCUUUCUUGCCUGCUCCUUCGUAUUCAGAUUACUAAGUCUGGAGUUCCUAUAUUGUAUAAUACAGAUUUCCGCCCUUUCUAUGUAGAUUCUUGUUUCUCCUUUCUGUUCUUUGACCCUGGUAUCGAUUUUGCUGAAUCCACAAAGGAUAUUCUUACAAGUCCUGCAUGCUGCAGAAUUUUGUUUAUUUCGUUGUCUCUGAUAUAGCUUGCAGUUGACUUGUGUAAUUUUUAUUCUUAAUAAAGGAGACGGUAUAUUUAAGUGAA